GUAUCAGACAAAAAGCAAGAGCAGCAAUUCAGGAAAACAUGCACAUCGUGGCUUGCACAAAUUGCCAAGGAAAACAAGGAACUUCGAAUUCCCAGGAUUGUCUCGUCUCUCUUCAUGUCACCAGGAGGCAACCGUUUUUACGAGUUUCUUGUCUAUUUCUCUGAUUACGUUCUUGUGCAAGCCGCAAGUCGUGAAGGUGGACGAUUUGCUCGCUGUCCAUCUGUACCUGCAAUCGAUCGUACAAACUUCACUCUCACUCACGUCAUGGCCAAGGCUACUAUGUGUCACUCACUGAGAGAGCGGCAACGGUUUCUGGAUGCCAGUCAACAACUCGUUGCUGCACAGAAAGAGUGGAUGGCAUGCGCAACAGAGUUAACUCACGAGUAUCGCAAACUUUCUAAAGCUGUGAGAGAGCAAGAAUCAAAGAUGAACUCAUACAUUGCUUCUCAACGAGACAAGUUAUUGCUUCGGCCUUCGAAUCCGAAAAAUGUGUCGUCUGGAUCUCGAAGUGCAGACUUCUACUUGGAGACGGCGAGAAAACAACGAGCGACAAAGAUGCAGCAGGUGAGAAAAUACUGGCAGACAUUAGAGGCAUACCACAAGAACUCUACACCAGAGCGUCAGGUGGUGCAGUCAAUUCUAGAUGGGAACACUCAGAAACAUGGAACAGAUGCUGCAGACAUUCAAGUCCAGGUUCCUGGUUUACUGUUACCUGAGUGUCAGCAGCAGCUAGACAAGGGUGAACUAAACAACAUUUAUCAAAAUGGAAAAUUGGAUUUGCUCAGUCUGGUUCAGUUGUGGGGUCUGUCUCUUAACACACUGAAAGAUAAACUACAAGAAAGCGAGAUUCCUGACUUGGGCAAGCUGCAAGCUGAAAUUGCAACUCAUGUUCACACUCAUCAUGGGCAACUGGCUGAUGCCAAAGUGAUGAACACUACUUUGUCACAACUGUUGCCUGAACUCAAACGGUCAAUUGCUGCACUUGAUGCUCAGCUUGACAGUGAGGUGAAGAAGUUUGAGCAGCUAAAGUCUACAGAAAUGUUAUCAAUGCAACCGAGGAGUCACAGAAGAGGAAAUGCUAUGAUGAGUCAACUUGAUUUAUUGGCUGCAACGCCAGAAGUCACUCCAUUGAAUCCGUCAGCGAGUCCACUCACCGACGAAUCAAAUAUGAGACCAAUGCGUAGGACAACAGACACAACUUCAACUCCACAAGCCAUCCGUCACUUAACAGCAACAGUAGAAAACGCUACAACAAAUCGAGUGUCCAAACCAGCUAAAACCACUCGAAUACCAAUAAACGUAGAAAGACAUCACAGAGAAGAUGAAACGACGUCAACCUUAUUACGAGUCUCAACAGAAAUGGGAAGCAGCACAAAACCACGUCUUAAAAAGGAAGUCGCAAAGUUGACUAAAAGACAAACCCAACGAGGAAAACAACAAGAAACAACAAAGCAACAGCAUAAGAUCGUAGGUCGUACUACUAGAUCAGAACGAAAGGACAGAACCACCAGCCACCAGAUAAAAGUAGGACGUCGGCAUGAUGUGACCAUGCCAUUAAAGACACCAUCGGAUCGUCGCAACUUGUCAACAAGAAACGUCACACAGAUGCCGUCAAUGCCUAAAGCUCAACUCUUACUUGCUGAUCAGAUUGCUAGUUAUGUUGCCGGUUCACCAGAAUCCGAAAUGAACGCGUCUGCAGAUUCGACACCAAGUCACAACUUGAUGCAUAGUCUUGCUGAUCCGUCAAGUGCAUUAGGUCAAGAAGCGUUCCUUCCUCGUGACAAGUUGACACGCACGCCAGCCCCACCUCGACACCCGUCACAAGCGAUAACCGAUUCGUCUCCACUGGACGGAAUCCUUCAUCAACCCAAGAUGGCAACCAGCGAACUCGCUCACCAUACGACCGCCUCACCAGACCUACAAGCAGAACACAGUGAGUCAAACCCCCAGGAGUGCUCGUCUAGUCAUCCUCAACCCACUGGUCAUCAACAGAGGUUCACGCUUUUGCCUCCAAGCGCAUUUACGACUCCUAGUGUAUUGAGUUCUCACUCGAAUACGUCGUCAAGGCAAACCAAAGCGUUUCCACCACACACUCCAGUUACGUCUCAGACAGAGACUCUGCAUGCUGUGACGCCCGGUCUGUUGGUGUUCUCGGAGGAAAGCUCGCCGUGUGUGAGUGGACUCGUUGAUUCAUCGGGUGAGGGAGGAACGAUGCAAUCAGCACCACAAGAUGCAUCCUUGCUGAUUAGUUUUGAAUCGGAGGUUGAUAUUAAUAAGCAGGAAGUGCCCCCCUCGGUGGUCACUCCAUUUUCUGUUGUACCUUCGACGUCGUCCGUGUUACUCACAAACAGUGGAAACUUGAUUGUCUCACAGACACGAAACGUUUCAUCACAAGAUGCUGUGCAAGUUACUCGACCACUUUGUAGGGACACGAUGGAGCAUGCGCAGCUCAUCAGAACCGAUCAACUGGAUGUCACUAUUGAACGGGUCCAUUCUAGUCUGACUGCUCAACAUGUGAGUCCAGCUGCUCGAGAUGUAGAGCAACCGGUUGGCAUGUCGAGUGUUUUGCCCCGAGGGCCGACAUCUUGUGCUUCUACUGAUGCCAAUGCAUUGCAGACUGAGAGACUGAACGAAGCGUAUCUCACCGGUCAGUUUGAAUGUGAAGGUACGACACCACAGGAAGCUCACUCGUUGUGGAGAGAAGAUGUGCAGUCGAGUGCCAGUAGUUUGAUAUCAAUAUGGUCGAACCAGCCACUCGCUCAAACUCACACGACGUCUCCGUCUCUUCGUGGAAGUCCGAUAUCGCUCGCACAGCCUCGUGUUGGACAUUUGGAUGGUGAUGAUGGAGGUAGUGUUGAAGGUUUGAGUCCACUGUCUUCUCUGAGUGGUCAACAGACAGACCGACAUCAUCAAGCAGCAGGUCUGUGGUCUGAUGACGACAAUCUAUUAGCCGACGAGUCUCUACCAUCACUGGUUUCCUCACAGUCGCCAGGAAGCUUAACUAGAAGACUCUCAUUCCAAGGGAAAAACGUCUCAAACGAAUCCUAUUCAUCUGACACAAAGUUGCUACCACCGAAGCAGGCGUCGUCCGGUGGUAUAGUUGACUUGCUCUCUCAACUGUCUUUGUCACCGUUAUCGAGCGUAACGAGCACGAACUCGGACCAUGUGAAUCAGUAACGAAUCAAUCGUGUUGUAUUGCUAUCACUCUUGUGUUGAAACUACAGUAUGUGCUCCGUGUAUGUACAUUGCGGCAUAAAUCACUCAAUUGUCUGAAUUCAACUAACUCGAAUAGAACGUAAGAAAUCUGA
Molecule: messenger RNA, 3308 nt
Organism: Corticium candelabrum
Lineage: Eukaryota; Metazoa; Porifera; Homoscleromorpha; Homosclerophorida; Plakinidae
Product: mucin-2-like
Exons: 22
Coding region: 115-3177 (1020 amino acids)
Biological process (GO): spindle assembly
Cellular component (GO): mitotic spindle microtubule; HAUS complex
Molecular function (GO): microtubule binding
Source: RefSeq, a predicted model, not a curated record